Molecule: messenger RNA, 2425 nt
Organism: Bursaphelenchus okinawaensis
Lineage: Eukaryota; Metazoa; Nematoda; Chromadorea; Rhabditida; Aphelenchoididae
Source: the annotation of a GenBank genome assembly
AUGGGAAACGCAUAUAGUAAUUAUGCUUCAUCGAGAGAAUCAUCUACAAGUUCAAAUAGUUCAAGAACAUCAAGAACCACGUUAGGAGAAAGUGGGAAAGCACAGGUUUGUUUAUUAUUGUUGAUGUUUUGUGUUUAGGAAGGUUAGAAACACAUAAAAUGAGUAUUUUUAAAAUAAGAUUAGGCGUUAAGUACGUUAAUAUAUUGUUGAUGGGCUUAAAUUGACUGUUCGAAAUGGUACAUUAUCGAUAAUUCUACUAAAUCAUAGAUUUGUGAUUUGUAAUUCCAUGAUAGCCUUUACGAAGUUUUUUAGAAUGUACGAAGAGCUAUUUUUAAUCAUUCUACUGCUAUCUCGAAUAGUGGUUCAAGAAGACGACGUACAACAUCAGAAGCCCCGACUCCAGAACCAAUGAUUAAGAAGGCUAAACUAGACACUCCUACGUAUCUUCAUCAGAAGUUGUUUGUGGAAGGUCUCAAGUCAGAUGUAGUUAUCAAAGCUUUAGAUAAAACGUGGCGUCUUCACAAGAUAUAUCUAGAACAAUGUGAUUACUUUUCUGUUUUGUUCAGUGAGCGAUGGGGAACGCCGGAAAAGAACAUAUACGAGCUGGAAGUGGUUGAUUCGAGGGUCAAUGUGAAAGGUAAGAAUAUCUUAUUAUAACGUUAAGUUUAUAUUUUACCUUUUUGACUUUUCUUUAUUUUCUUGAGUUAUUUGACUGAUAAUUACAGGAUUGGAGAAUGUCUUCGCUUCAUUGUACAAGAAUGAAAUUGAAAUAGAUGUUGAGAAUGUGUCUGGAGUUUUAGCAGCAGCUUCUAUGUUAAAUUUGGUAUGUUUUGAACUGUUAUUUUUUACAUAAUACUACUCAUGGCAGUCAUUAGUCGUUCACUGAAAUUAUAGGUAUACUUUUUAUUGUUUAGGUAGUAGUGAUUGAUCGGUGCGACGAUAUCAUGGCUGAAAGCUUAUCUGAAGACAAUAUUUUGAAUUUCUUGGAGUUAUCAGAAGCGUACGGUUGUACUAAAACAAGAGAAGCAUCAAUGUUAUUAUUGGAGAGGUUGUUUUGGAAGUUUAGUCAGAAAACGACAUUUUUGGAGAAACUAACAUACGAUCAUUUGCUGGAAAUAUGUUGUCGUAGAGACCUAUGUAUAUGUGAAGGAGAGAAAGAUUUGUAUCAUGCCAUCAGAAGGGUAAGUUUAUGAUUUUAUUAUUUUCAAGGUUAAUAUAUUGAAAAAAUAUAAAAGAGGUUGAUUGAUCUUCUUUUUUAGGUACAUAUCUUUACUUUUUAACUUUCACAUUUUUUUGGUUUUUCAUCAACUUUUUUUGUUUUAGUGGUUUUAUAUCAGAGGCACGAAGCAGUUGGAAUGUACGGACUCAGAGAUGUGCAAGUACUUCAACUCUCUGCCCUCUGGUCACUUUUACAAGUAUCAUUUACUUCUGAGGAACAUCAGAUUCCAACACAUGAUUACGUCAAAGAGAACGAUGGAAAAGCUGAAACAUGAUCAUUUACUAGGGACGGAUAUGUUAGACUGCAUGAUGAAGGACCUAUGGAAUACUUUAUUGGUUAAUGAGGACAAGAAUGAACUGUAAGUUUUGUUUAUUUACAAAGUCAUUAGUAUUAAUGUUGCUGUUUUAGUCCUGCCGAAGUAAAAGACGACUUCUUCUACUCACAUUGUCGCAGGUUGGGGAGACAUUUGGACGAAGGAAAUGUGAGUGAUUUGGUGAAGCUUUGACUUUUACAAAACGUUAUACGUUAGUCAGAAUUGUAAAUUAUGCAGAGUUUUAAAUCGAAUCAUUUACAGAAGUGUUGGAGAUGGGCUGGCUACGACUUCGGAUUAGAUUUGGUGGUCAGGUGUCAGUUCAAGACUAUUUAUUUGAUACGAAACUUCUCGCGAGAUCACGGACUGUUUCAGUUGUCAGUCAGACCAAAGUGCAGGAUACAUUACAGGUAAAGUACAAUUGUCUUAUUAAACUGUUUAUGUCAUGUAAUUAAGGAAAUACUGUUAUUUAUUUUAGAACGUAUGUUGUAAAAUAUGUGGAUGAAGUGUAUACUCAAAAGAGUUGUAGGAUUUGUUAAGCAUUUCUAUAUAAUUUAUGUAAUUUGCUUUUUCAGAAUGGUUAUAUUGAGCAACAGAGGCGAAGUGCUGCUGGACAGUGGGAGAAAGAUGUGUGUAUUGGCUUUGGAUGAGGUAGACCAUUUCCUUCAGUAUAAUAAAUUCAUUUUUAGAAGGAAGUUGUUGGCCAAGUAACUGGUGAACUUGAGAAUGUAUCAAUCCAUCUGUUUUACCUGGCUGCGGUGCCAGGACCAGCUUCAGAUUCAUAUUGGGAGACGGUCGAAGGUACAUCAUCUACGGAAGAGCCCAACUCUGAUGAAAGCAGUGUCUACCACGACUCUCCGGAUUCAGAAUCCGCAGAGUCAAUGAGUUCGGAAUGA